Rhizopus microsporus ATCC 52813 is the source of this 1506-nucleotide messenger RNA. Its product is annotated as TLD-domain-containing protein. The transcript is spliced from 2 exons. The record is from RefSeq and is a predicted model, not a curated record. Bases 13 to 1362 code for a protein of 449 amino acids. NCBI's taxonomy places the organism in Eukaryota, Fungi, Mucoromycota, Mucoromycetes, Mucorales, Rhizopodaceae.
UUCUUUUUUCUAAUGGGAAAUCAUACAAGUCGAGAAAAUACAAAAGAAGAAGAAUUACUGUCAAAGUGGACAAAUGAAGAACGAAAGCAGCUUGUCGAGAACAAACAAACAUUACCAGAAUACUACUCUAAAGAACUCUUUGACUCAUUAACUGAAGGAACACGUCUAGAUUACCUUCAAACUGCAUAUGACAUCUUGAGAUUAAAAAACACACAGAAAAUGUAUGAUAUCUUUCAAAUAUGUGUCAAAAAGCACAAAAUAUCACUCCAAACAUUCGUUCUAUGGACAGUGACAAGCUCUAUUCCUCUCUGGUAUUCACAAGCAGGCCAAAACGUCAUCAUCAAGGAUAUCCAUCAACAUGACCCAAAAAGGCUAGUUGAUUAUUUACUGAAUUAUGCAAUCGAACAGAAAGAAAAGAGUGGGUCAACUGACUGGCUUUUUGAGGAACAAGAAGAGAAAGAAUUGAAAAAGGAGAACGACAAAGACGAUUGGAAAGCAAAGAGCACAAGUUCACCAUCGACCUUGAGUGACAUUGAAUUUAUGGAUUGGUUGAAAAAUGUACCUUGUAUGUUCAAUUUGUUUUAUUUAAUAGCAGAGUAUGCAUUUUUAGGAUGCACACAAAAGGACAAAGACAGCUUGCAUCAACGGCGACUGGCACAUCUAGCAUCUCCUCAACUAUCCAGUUUCUCUGAAUUGAUAUCUCCUUAUGAUUAUUUUAUGUUGAUGCAGCAUGUUCCUACCCAUUGUCUAUCUAGCGACACCAAAGGAAUAAGUCAUCAACUACUUUAUUCAUCCAAAAGAGACGGUAUCAGCUGGCAAGUGUUUGUUAAUAAAAUAGUGGGACAAGGAGCUACAUUGAUUGUCAUCAAAUCAAAGGAUGGGUCGAUCUUUGGGGGUUAUGCUGAUGAAGCUUGGGAGUAUCAAAGGACGAAUUGGUAUGGUAAUAUCUCUAAUUUUUUGUUUCAACUAUCACCCAACUAUGGAGCAUGGCUUGGACAAGAUGUUAACAAUCACUAUCAGUAUCUCUGUUGGGGUAAAAAGAGUCUUCCGAAUGGACUUGGAAUGGGUGGACAGUUCGAUUAUUGUGGAUUAUGGGUUGAUGCUGACUUUUUAAAUGGUCAUUCUAGAGCAGGACCCUCGUGCUCAACAUUCAAGAGCCCACAACUAACCAAAGAUGAUACAUUUACAAUUGACAAAGUUGAAGCUUGGCUAAUUAAGCCCAUUGAAAAGGAUGAACAGGAUGAUACGAAUGGUAAAGGCGUGCUUAAUUAUAGCGAGGAUAUGGAGUUUAUGGAAAUGGCUGGUAAAAAAAUGUAUUCAAAAGACUUGGCUCCUCCUCCAUCAAGAGAGCAAGAAAGCUAAAGCGUCAAUGCUUAUCCAUUAUUUAAGCAAAUUUGUAACCUAUAUACAUGCUUAACUUCUUACCUAUUUUAACCUAUGCGAUAAUUAAGACGUCAUUUUCUCUUUUUUUUCAUUUUUUCAUUUUUUCUUUUUUUUUUUUUUUUU